GGCUGCUUAGAACAGCCAUCGUAAUGCGUUUAAUUUAUUUAUUGGCCACCCUGGUGGUUUGUGCCUCGGCUGCGAGCUUAAAUAAGCAACCCACCGUAAAUGAGAAAGGAAAAAUUCGUUACGAUGAUUGCAAAGUUUAUAAAUUGCAUAUUGAAAAUAAAUUGCAAUUAUCCAUAAUUAACAUAAUUCAAAAUAUAAGUGAAAAGUACAACAUUUGGAAGGAUUACGAUGAGGCCACCAAAGAAAUUCAUAUUAUGGUUAAACCCCAAGAAGUUAAAAAUUUCCUACAACUUCUAAAGGUUUAUGGUUUAAAAAGCGAAUUAAUGAUAAACAAUGUUCAAGAAUUAAUCGAUGUGGAAGAAAAUGCUUCUGAAUUAUCAGCUGAUAGUGAGGAAUUCGGUUGGACACGCUAUUAUCAAUUGCAUGAAAUCGAGCAGUGGUUGGAUGGUAUUUUGGCAGCUUAUCCCACUGUCACAGAGGGCUUUGAGGUGGGAAAAUCCUAUGAAAAUCGUACCAUACGUGGUAUAAAGAUUUCCCAUAAGGCUGGUAAUCCUGGUAUAUUCAUUGAAUCGAAUAUACAUGCUCGCGAAUGGAUCACCUCGGCUACGGCUACUUGGUUUAUCAAUCAAUUGUUGACGUCCCAAGAUGAGGCUGUGCGUAAUUUGGCCGAAAGUUAUGAUUGGUAUAUAAUUCCGGUGUUUAAUGUUGAUGGUUUUGUUUAUUCACACGAAAAGGAUCGCAUGUGGCGUAAAACUCGCCAACCCGUUGAAUCAAACACUUGUAUUGGUACCGAUGCCAAUCGUAACUUUGAUUCUCAUUGGAUGGCUAAUGGUGGUGCCUCCAGCAAUCCCUGCAGUGAAACCUUUGCCGGUCCCAAGGCUUUCUCUGAACCAGAAGCUGAUGCUUUGGCCAAAUUUGUUACUUCCAUUAAGGAUAAAAUUAAUAUUUAUUUGUCUUUCCAUUCAUACGGCCAAUAUUUGUUGUCACCUUAUGGUCAUACAGCAGAAGAGUUUCCCGAAAACUAUGAUGAUAUUCUAACCAUUGGUAAGGCAUUCCAUGAUGCCAUUGCUGGUUUAGCUUACAAGACUGAAUACAGAUACGGUUCCACCUCCUCGGUGUUAUAUGUUGCUUCUGGUUCCUCGGUAGAUUGGGUUUUCAAUACUUUGGAUGUUAAGAUUGGCUACACCAUUGAAUACCGUGACAAGGGUCGCUAUGGCUUUGUCUUGCCACCCGUGCAAAUUUUGCCAAAUUGUGAGGAGCUAAUGGCCGGUAUGAUUGCUUUGAUUGGCAAAUCCAAAGAAUUGAAUUAUUUGUAAAUGUCUGUAAAUUAUUGAAAUUAUUAAAGUAAAGACUUUAUUUCAAUUAAAA
Molecule: messenger RNA, 1368 nt
Organism: Calliphora vicina (urban bluebottle blowfly)
Lineage: Eukaryota; Metazoa; Arthropoda; Insecta; Diptera; Calliphoridae
Product: zinc carboxypeptidase-like
Exons: 5
Coding region: 24-1316 (430 amino acids)
Biological process (GO): proteolysis
Molecular function (GO): zinc ion binding; metallocarboxypeptidase activity
Source: RefSeq, a predicted model, not a curated record